CGUGAAUGUGAUCAGUGCUGUCCACCAUGAAUUCUCCUGAUCCAGAUUCUCCGAUCUCAACUGAUUCAUCUGAUUCACCUCCACCUGAUGACUUCCAGUUCGCAGCAAGUGGCCCGAGCGCCCGCGAUUCUCAUACAUCGUUCCUCCAUUCCGCUACGACUCAAAUAUUAGGAAACAUCUCGUCGGUGAUGCCUAGCCCUGGAUCUAAGCGCCGCCUGCCUGGCGGCUCUUCCUUCGAUGGUCCUUCACGGAGAGAUCCAAAGACGAGGAGACGAGAGGAUGCAAUGAGCAUGGGGGGAAAUUCCCGCAGAAUGACUGAAAGCCAAAAUCAAAAUGCGGGAGGAAGUAACGUUGGAAUGACUGCGAAUAAUGCCUGGGGGUCGAAAAGCGAGCACGGAAACAGACGUGAUAAGGAAGAUCUUGUUGAUGUUUUAAUGGCGGAACAACUUAGAAAAGAAUUUGGAGAUCCGUUCUUGGAGACAGCCAUUAAAAGCCUGAGCUGAUUGAUGCACUACACUAUCUAAGUCGUUGGUGAGGGAUAAUUCUUGCCUGAAGUUUCUACUGUUAACCUCUAUCAUCACGUCAAAUAGCCAGUUGUAUCAUUGUCGUUCUCGUAUUGGACCAACGGGAACGUCUUUUGAGCGCACGAAGUGACAUCUCUGAAUUGUUCUCGUUCUUUGAUAGCGCGGAACUUGCAUGAUUCUCUUCCAUAUCAGCCCGCGGCAACAAAUGUAAGAUGAACUCCCUAUGUUGUAAAUCUUCCGACCAGGGUAGAUUGUAUAUCGAAUGUGCAAGUUUGUAACAUCGGACCGACAAUUCAAUCUUGACUAUUCAAAUUCAUGUAUGAAGAACCUCGUUCCAAUAGAUCAUGCGGUACUCGCGCCACCAUACAAUACGCAUUGGUUAACACUCCCUGAAGUGGGGCUAGUACUGCCGGAAUCUCUGACUAUACACCGACGGGCAAACCAGC
This is a messenger RNA of Suillus discolor, 970 nucleotides long. RefSeq lists its product as uncharacterized. The record is from RefSeq and is a predicted model, not a curated record. The transcript is spliced from 2 exons. NCBI's taxonomy places the organism in Eukaryota, Fungi, Basidiomycota, Agaricomycetes, Boletales, Suillaceae. The coding region runs from base 27 to 503 and encodes 158 amino acids.